Molecule: messenger RNA, 1299 nt
Organism: Pistacia vera
Lineage: Eukaryota; Viridiplantae; Streptophyta; Magnoliopsida; Sapindales; Anacardiaceae
Exons: 1
Coding region: 1-1299 (432 amino acids)
Source: RefSeq, a predicted model, not a curated record
AUGGCUACUGAGAUGUUGAGGGGUCAGGCCACAGGAUACGAGGUAAAAAUUGGCUCUGACAAUAGCAACAGUCCUGCUCAACCAGAUUGCAGGAAAAGUUUUUGUGAUUGGUGUUGUUACUGGUGUUGUUGUGGCUGUUGUUGUGAUAAAGAAAGUUCUUCAAAAAUUGAGGGUCAAGCUGGGAAUGGAAAACAUACAGAAAUGAAUGGUGGACAACCUGCAGAUGGCAGCGCUACUACUCCAAACAAUAAGAGCAGCUCUGGACAGGCAUCUGGUCAACAAUCUGCAAUUGACAACGCCACUACUGCAACAAAUAAGAGCAACCCUGGACAGGACUCAGAUCAACGAUCUGCAAAUGACAUUGCAACAACUGAAAAGAGUAAGAGCAGCUCUGGACAGGCGUCGGGUCAACAAUCUGCAAAGGAUAACACGUCUGCAGAAAAACAGAGCAAUUUUGGACAGGCCUCGGGUCAACAAUCUGCAGAUGACAGUGCGGCUAAUGCAAAAAAUAAGAGAAGCAGCUCUGGACAGGCAUCAGUUCAACUGAACCAGACGCAAGAAAACAACAGUGAAAGCCCUGGAGUUGGAGAGAAGAGCAAGAAGGAUAAACUGCUGGGAACUUCAGGCAGCUCUGAUCAGGAUUUGGGAAAGAAAACUGGUGGCACAGAACAGCCGGUUCACAAUUCUUUACCAAAGGGAGAUGUUAGACAGGAAGACAUAAAGAAAAAUGGCAAGGAUCUCAAUUCCCAGAAGGGAAACAAUAGUAACUCUGAACAUUCAUUGGACGAGCAGCCAAAAGGCCCACCACGGAAGAUUGAGAAACAAAAGGAUUUUGGUAAGCAACCGGGCUUUAAGAACAAAGAUAAUACAAAUAUAGACACCAGCCUUCCGAAAAUAGUGAGCAGUGCCAGAAAUCCAUCAUCAGAGCAGCAAAAGGAUGUUCUCAAGCAAGCAAAGAACAUCGAAAACCAAAUAAACACAGGAACAAGCUCUCCAAUAAUUGCAAAUUCUAGCAGCCUUGGACAAGGUGGGCAAAUCCUGUCACAGGAACAACAAAAGAGUGUCACCAAGCCAGCGGGCAUCAAGAAAGAUGUAAAAAACACAGUGCCAAGUCACGUAGAAGCAGAAAACAGCAUUGGAGAGGCAUCAAAACAGCAGCAAAAGAUAGUUGGAAAGCAGGAUAGCAGCUAUGGAAGCCAUAGUAGCUCUGGACAGCAAUCGAUUAUCUCACAGUCAAAUCAACGAAAAGGAAUUCGCGAGCAGGAAGAUGUCAACCCGAAGGAUAAGUUUGGUUCCUAA